Lodderomyces beijingensis is the source of this 1650-nucleotide messenger RNA. The record is from the annotation of a GenBank genome assembly. Lineage: Eukaryota; Fungi; Ascomycota; Pichiomycetes; Serinales; Debaryomycetaceae.
AUGUCGCAGUCGUUGAUCAUAUUUGAGCCUUCUGGAAAAGUCCAGUACCAGAGCAACGCCAAGAUCUACCCCUUCAACGAGUUCAUCUCGCAUUUGAUCAACGAGACGCAGAUCACCUUGGAGAACAACUUGACGACGCAAACCAUCAACCAAAAGAGGUUCUACUGUUUCCACAAGGAAGAGACUUACGUGGCUCUAUAUUUUGAUGCGAUAACUACGAUAGAUGGCGAGAAGGUUAAGCAGACACUAAGUGGCAUCUACAAGACCUACAAGAAGUUUGAAGAGGAGGAGAAUCUAGCGGAUGAGAAGUUCAAGCAAUUGGUUGAUUUGCAGUUUAUGAACUUGAUGAAGCUUAAACGAACGGAAGCGGUAGAAGAGGGUGAAAGAGAGUUGCCAACGGCGGUCGGUGCAGGCAACAACAGCGGCACAUCGACCCCCGUCAAGCCAAGUCUGGCCAAGAAGCCCCCGGCAAAGAAGUUGCGUAAAUGGGACGACAGCGGAGAGAUGGUCGAGGUGGCUGAUUCACAAGCGCUCGAUUACAGCGUGGGGGAUAGUAAUGGCGACUUGAGCCUAAUGCCCGAGAUGAAGGUCAACAAUGAGGCUGCAUUCACGAAAGAGCAUGACAUUGUUCUCGUGAAUGAACUAAAUGAGAUUUUGAAUGCGUCAAGAGACGGCGAUGACGAUGAGGAUGAUGAUGAUGAUGAGGAAAAAGAACGCAAAGAUGGUGGAAGGUCAAGCGGAUUUUUCAGCAAGAUCAGCUCGUACCUUGGUGGCUCGAUCAAUUUGGAUGAAGUCUCCAAGAAAUUCAACGAACAACUCAUGUCGAAAAAUAUUGCCCCCUCGACAGCCAAAACCAUCAUUGACAAGAUCAAAAGCCGUCUAUCGGGUAAAAAAGUCACCAUGGCGAUAUACAAGCAGACCUUGACUGACGAAUUGACCAAAGUCCUUACCCCCAACGUCUCAACGGACUUACUAUACGAAAUCAAGCGGAACAAGACGGGCAGACCAUACGUGAUUUCGGUGGUUGGGGUCAAUGGGGUCGGCAAGUCGACCAAUCUCGCGAAAUUGGCCUACUGGCUCCUUCAAAACAACAUCAAUGUCUUGAUUUGCGCGUGUGAUACCUUCAGGUCCGGGGCAGUGGAGCAGUUGCAGGUGCACGUGAACAACCUCAACCGGUUGAACGCUGAUCUACCCAACAAAUCCAAGAUUGACAUUUUCCAAAAGGGCUACGGAGGAGGCGACCACGUUGUAGCCACCGCGAAACAAGCGAUUGAACACGCGAAACUGAGCCAGUUUGACGUGGUGCUUAUUGAUACCGCUGGCAGGACCCACUCCAACGCUAAGCUCAUGGCGCCAUUGAAGAAGUUUGGCGACGCUGCUGACCCCGAUAAGAUUAUCAUGGUGGGCGAGGCCCUCGUGGGUACCGACUCCGUAGAACAAGCGAUAAAUUUCAAUCUGGCGUUUGGCAAUAAGCGGAGCUUGGAUUUCUUUAUCAUCUCCAAAGUCGACACGGUGGGGGACUUGGUGGGGACCAUGAUCAACAUGGUGAUGGCUACCAAGGUGCCCAUCUUGUUUGUGGGCACGGGGCAGACGUACACCGACAUCAAGCGGUUGAGCGUGAAGCAAGUGGUUGAGAUGUUGAUGAAGUAG